Messenger RNA from Amblyraja radiata (thorny skate), 7521 nucleotides. It is a transcript of the gene als2b, whose product is annotated as alsin Rho guanine nucleotide exchange factor ALS2 b. The transcript has 35 exons. Gene Ontology annotation, molecular function: small GTPase binding; guanyl-nucleotide exchange factor activity. The record is from RefSeq and is a predicted model, not a curated record. NCBI's taxonomy places the organism in Eukaryota, Metazoa, Chordata, Chondrichthyes, Rajiformes, Rajidae. Gene Ontology annotation, biological process: endosomal transport; regulation of GTPase activity. Gene Ontology annotation, cellular component: cytoplasm; intracellular membrane-bounded organelle; dendrite. The coding region runs from base 188 to 5308 and encodes 1706 amino acids.
UUUCGAAACGCGUUUCGCACGCGUGUCCGUGUGUUCUGGUCCGCACCGGCCCCCGUGUAGGCCGCGCUGCCAAGCCGGAGCCGGUGGUGGAGCUGAGAUGGCGCCGACGAUGGGCCGAAGGUUCAUCCCCAUGGAAGUUAAUGAAGAGCUGGACUGCAAUGGACAGUGGUGAGGGAAACACCUAUUAAUGGCUGAGCAGGACACAAGCCUGAAAGAGCAAGAGAGUCCUCAGGAGCGAGGCAUUGUGCACAUUUGGACAGGAUAUGAUAGCUCUAGAAUACCAGAGCUGCUGCCUAAUUUUGGCAGCAAGGUUGUGUUGCAGGCUGCCCUGGGAACAGAACAUGGAUUGCUCCUGACUGAAGAUGGCAAAGUCUACAGUUUUGGGCACCUCCCAUGGAGAUCGGACUGUGAUGCCAGAGAGACAGUGGACCCCAUGCUGGAGCAGGCCUUGGUUGGUUUGCGUGUGGUUACCGUGGCGGCUGGAAGCUACCAUAGCGGGGCAGUGACCAAGGAUGGAGUAGCAUUCAUGUGGGGGGAGAACUCGUCCUGCCAGUGUGCCAUUGAGGGUCAGAGACAGGUCGCCACACCCACCAUGGUUACAAUUUCGGACCCAGAGACCAGUCCUCCCGAGCUGACACGGGUAGUGCAGCUUGCCUGCGGAGAGCUACAUACACUGGCCUUGUCAUCAAAGGGGGAGGUCUGGUCGUGGGGGAGUGGCUGCCAGUUGGGGCUCGUCGCCACAACAUUCCCCGUGGCCAAGCCUCAGAAACUGGAGCACCUGGCUGGCCGGACGGUGGUGCAGAUCGCCGCAGGUGCCCACCACUGCCUGGUGCUCGUCCAGAGACCUUCGCCCCACCAGAUGAGGCAGAGCUCCGAGAAGUGCCACCAUUGUCACCAGCUGCUGCUGACCAUGACCGACAGGGAAGAUCAUGUCAUCAUCUCUGACAGUCACUACUGCCCCUUAGGUGUGGUGCUUUCUGAGCCCGACCCCAGGCCCUCUCACCCAGACCCACAAGACCAGUCCCCUUCUCUCCCUCCAAAUCAGACUGCAGAAUCUCAUAUGGAGCUACCUCAUAUGGAGCAGCCUGAACAUUUGCCCCAUGCAGUCAAUCAGAUGGAACCAGCACAGCAUCCCAGGCAAGCAGAGCAGAGUGGUGCUCCCGAUUCACACCUGGAGCCCAAUGGGACCGUGAAUAACCUGAAACCAAGGAGCUCUCAGUUCCCAGAUGAAAAAGCCGUGCAGGACUACCUCAGAAAAUUGUCGGACAUUUCCCAGCAGGAUGACCCUGUGAAAAGCACACCCCUUCCGUGUACGCAGCACUCGUCAGAGGAGGAAGACAUUCGACCUGCCAGCCCUUCAUCUUCUUCUCCUUCCGCGUUCAAUACCCUUGUGGUCUCCUGCGCCUCUGUGGUUGGGGAGAGGGUAGCAGCCACUUACGAAGCCCUCUCUCUCAGAAAAGUUGUGAACUACUACUACCAGUCUCCCAGUCUACCAGACAGCAUUGACAGUAGCACAGCAAGUGGUGUGAGCCAGCACAAGGAGACGAGGGAGGAGCGGAUGAAAACUGAGGAAAGCAUGCCGGAUAAGAAGAGCUUCAGCCUUGGGGAUAUCCGUGAACAAGGGUCCGAUGGCAUGUGUCGUCGCUUGUCUCUGCCAGGGCUUCUAUCUCAAGUUUCACCAAGGCUUCUCAGGAAAGCAGGACAUGCCAGAAUCAAACAAGUGAGCCUAUCUCCAACGCCAGGAACCGACACCGACACAAACUUUCCUUCCUUGCAGUCCGAACUCUGGAGCUGGGGACGAGGUAAAGAGGGCCAGCUGGGUCAUGGAGAUGUACUGCCCAGGCUGCAACCGUUGUGCAUCAAAAGUCUGAACAGCAAAGAAGUAGUUCAAAUAGUUGCUGGAGCAUAUCAUUCACUGGCCUUAACUGCCAGGUCACAGGUCUAUUCAUGGGGCAGUAAUACCUUUGGACAACUAGGCCAUUCAGAAUCACCCACUGUGGUCCCUCGUCUUGCCAAGAUCCCUGAAGGCGUGUGUGUAUGGGAUGUGGCAGCGGGACACGGUCAUACGCUCUUUUUGGCUGACGGGGAAUUCUUCCAGCCCAUUGUCUACUAUAGUGGACAGGAAGUGUCACACAACACCAGGAGUACUGAGCACAAUCCGAUUCACACCAAGCAACCUGUGCUUUUGUCAGCUUGCAGUAAGUUUGGCUACAUAAACAGUCUGUUUGCUGGGGGACAGAGGUGCCUCUCUCUUGCAGACAGGAACGUAAUGGGCUAUAUUGCCAGCUGUCAUGAAUUGGCAUCAUCAGAGAGGAAAUUCCAUUGUAAGCUAAGCGAUAUGAAAAAUCGGAUUCUCCGGCCUCUCCUGGGUUUAGAUAACUUGACUUCUGCUUUGGGUUUGACACUGAGCCAGUUAUUACAAGAUGCUGCUAGCAAAUUUAGCAAACUAUGCUACCUGAUUGGGCAGCACAGCUUCACCUUAAAUAAGUUUCUUCACGGUUCUAAGGAUGUCAAGACACUGGUCAUGUUGGAACAUUCAAAGAUCUUCCUGGACACUUUCAAAGAGUUCUCCAUCUCUGUAGGGAAUUUUGUGGUGGUCGGUGGCUUUCAAGCAUUGGCCAAGCCCACAAUGGAACUCUUCAGCAAAAAUCUUCAGACCCUCCAGCGGUUGUCAGAAGUGAUGGAUGAGAACACCCCGGCUGCUGACCUCUUGCACAUUCUCUUCUACAUGCCCUCCAAUCAUUUGCAUGAAUAUGCCCGUCUGCUGCUAAAACUUGCAACUUGUUUUGAAGUGACCUCCAAGGAAUACCACAAAUUGCAGGAAGUCAGCUGCCAGUUUGAAGCUCUUGGUCUACACUUGAAGAAGAAAAGGAAGGAAGCAGAAUAUACGUACAGUUUUUGGAAGACAUUUCCAGGGAAAAUGACGGGUUUUCUGUCAAGACAUAUUCCUACUCUGAGUGAUUCACUGAGGAAACCAGAACGUCGCCUCAUCUGUGAGAGCAGUAACCGCAGCUUAACACUGCAACAUGCGGGUAGAUUCUCCAUCAACUGGUUUAUCCUCUUCAAUGAUGCACUUGUCCAUGCUCAGUUUUCAACCCACCAUAUAUUUUCCCUUCCCACGCUUUGGAUAGAACCCCAGUUUGAAGAAAUUGGCCACCCUAAUGCCCUGAAGAUAACUACACCUGAAGAACAGUUUGUUCUCACUGCAGCAUCGCCUCAGGAGAAGAUAAAGUGGUUAAGAGCAAUUAACCAAGCAGUGGAUCAGGCUCUGAUUGGUGCUUCAGAUAGCAUGGCUGCUGGAUUGGGUGGCGUCAUGCGCGUUGAGCCUCCCAUUUCUCGCACUGCCAGUUAUACCUUCUAUAAGGACCCACGGCUGAAGGAGGCAACUUAUGAAGGUCGCUGGUUGGCUGGAAAACCACAUGGCAAGGGCAUAUUGCGGUGGCCCAAUGGGAGAUCAUAUUCUGGUGAUUUCAAAAAUGGUUUAGAAGAUGGGUACGGAGAGUUGAAUGUGCCCUGCAAAGCCCUAAAGAAAAAUGACCACUAUCAGGGCCAUUGGAAAGAAGGCAAGAUGCAUGGCCAUGGGAUCUACAAAUGUGCCACAGGAGAGGUGUAUGAGGGCAGUUUUCAAGAUAACAUGCGUCAUGGGCAUGGGUUGCUCCGAAGUGGCAAACUCACAUCAUCCUUUCCCAGUAUGUUUAUUGGCCAGUGGGCACAAGACAAGAAAAUGGGCUACGGAGUAUUUGAUGAUAUCACAAGGACACCCGCCGCCACGUGUCCUGCUUCCACCAGGAGGGUGGGAUGGUCCUGGCCAUGGACGUCUCGGGUGCCGUCAUCAGUGCAGUUCCGUGACCAGCCAGCGGGAGGCACCGGAGGUGAGAAGUACAUGGGCAUGUGGUUGGAUGAUGCUCGCCAUGGCAAUGGAGUUGUGGUCACUCAGUUUGGUCUGUACUAUGAAGGCGCCUUCAGCAGUAACAAAAUGACGGGCUAUGGCAUCCUUCUCUCUGAGGAUGAUACCAGCUUUGAAGGAGAAUUCUCUGAUGACUGGAUCGUAAAUGGAAAGGGAGUUCUGACCAUGGCAAAUGGUGACUACGUUGAAGGAACAUUCAGUGGAGAGUGGGGAGCAGGGAUUAAAGUUGCCGGAACGUACUUCAAACCUAAUUUAUAUGACAACGAUGGAGAGAAAUCCCCUGUGUCGAAGCUGGGUAAACUGGCAGUCGACCCAGAGGAGAAAUGGAAGGCUGUGUUUGAUGAGUGCUGGUGCCAGCUCGGAUGUGAAUCUGUUGGGCAUGGGGAUGUACUCAGGGCCUGGGAGAACAUCGCAGUGUGUCUCACCACGAGCAAACGACAGCACAAGGACAGCCCUGAUUUCCAGAGCCGAUCUCAUGUACAAAUACUGGAGAGUCUGGAAAUUAUCCCUCAGAUUGAUGGCCCCAUCACACUGGAUAAGUACGAGGUCAUCAAGAAAUACUUAAUAAAGGCAUGUGACACUCCUCUGCAUCCACUGGGGAAUCUCCUGGAGACACUGGUGGCGGUGUAUAGAAUGACCUAUGUGGGAGUUGGUGCUAACCGCCGGUUACUUCAUCAAGCAGUCAACGAAAUCCAAUCCUACCUAAUCCGCAUCUUUCAGCUGGUCAGAUUUCUCUUUCCAGAUCUCCCAGAUGGGGGCAGUCUGAUCCCAAUAAAGGAUAAUAAGAAAGAGCUCGGCAUCGAGGAAGGGGACUCCACUGAUAAUGGGAGCCAAAUGAUCACAUGCUGUAGUCUGCUCCUUCCGGUUCUCUUACCGCGGCUCUACCCUCCACUCUUCACGCUCUAUGCUCUGGACAACGAGCAGGAAGAAGACAUUUACUGGGAGUGUGUGCUUCGACUCAACAAACAAACGGACCUGGCACUACUGGGCUUCCUUGGAGUGCAGCAGAAGUUCUGGCCCAUUACAGUUUCUGUACAGGGAGAGAAAAUAGAGAUACAAUCAACCACAAAGGAGGUUUGUUUCGCUUCUGCGGUUGAAAGUUUGCAGCAGAUCAGCACCACUUUCACUCCAGCUGACAAGAUGACUGUCAUCCAGCAAACCUUUGAGGAGAUCACCCAGGAGGUGCUGACUAAGUUGCAGGAUGACUUCCUGUGGUCCAUGGACGAUCUCUUCCCUGUUUUUCUGUACGUGGUGCUUCGGGCAAGGAUCAGGAAUCUGGGAUCGGAAGUUCAUCUUAUUGAGGAUCUGAUGGACCCUUCAGUUCAACGUGGAGAGCAGGGGAUUAUGUUCACUACACUGAAGGCCUGUUAUUAUCAAAUUCAGCAUGAGAAGCUAACAUAGAACAACAACCCUUUUCUCUCUCUCUGGCUGAUUGGAAUGGUAUUAUGCACAGUUAAGAGGGUGGGUCCUUGGAAAGGCUGACAUGGACGCAUAAAUUGUAAUGGAUGCAUUACCUCGUACAUGUACCUGCAAAGAUGCAUUUGCCCACUACCACAGCCUCUCUCCCACUUCACACUCAUUUCCCAUCCUCUCUGCCACCCAAAUCAUGCAUGCACACUGCUCGCCUUCUUCAUACUCCCAGCUAGCAAAUACCCGUUUUACAGACACCCCCGCCCCCAAGUGACCACAUGCCCUGCAGUGUUUUAAGUCUGAAUACUUGAAUUUGAAUUUAGGUUUUGUUUUACUUGAUACUUAAUGGAAUGAUAAAACAUAAAUUGUCACUGUAGGACAAAAAUUAUCAAUUGCAUCAGUGCGUAGAAUUGAAAUGCAUUACACUGGAUAGUUGAUGACAAGGUGUUUCAUGUCUGAGGGCUAGAUGCUUUUGGAAAUAGUACAUAACAUUAUUCCAGCAUUUGUGGGUCACUUUCUGCACUAAUUCACUGUUUCUAGCAUAGGAUACACUGUCACUACCCAGCCCUUGGGCUACAGUAUUUCUAGAGCACAAGCACAGUCCCUGCCUGGGUGGAGCGAUGUAAGAUGUGAUGUGAGGCAGUCGUAAAUUGGAGAUUUUUUAAAAAUCACAAUGUAACUCAAUGUACUUAAAACCCAUCAAAUAGCAUAUAUUUGGAGAGCUGUGCAAUCUUGGUCUUGCAUCAUAGGAAGCAUGAUAUGAUAACUGCGUGGGUUCUGCACUGAUUAAAUCAGAGUAGUCUCUGCUCUACGAGAAUUGCAACUGAUUUCAUUACAAUAGAGGUAACUGAUUGAACGAAUGGAACAAGGAUAAAGACAGGCCCAUUUCAAAUGAUUGUGGGUACCAAAAUGUGGCUCAAAGUCAUAGGGGUUUAGAGAUUAAAUUUUUUAAAAUAUAAAAAGCAAAAAGCUGGUGAGAUUUUAGGCAGGGAAUUCUAUAACUUUGGACUUUAUUAGCAAAAUAGGUGGGCUCCAUUUGGGAAGUCAUCUUAUUCAAGAUGGUUCAGAAGCAAUAAACAGUAGAUGAGAUACUUCAGAUCUACAAGAUAAUUGUAACAGAGAUAAAGACGUGUAAAACACAGGGGAUGGGGGAAGGAGGAAUUUGAGAGAAUCUAAAAAUCCAGAUGGUGAUUUACUGAGUGCUGAGUACCUAAGUGUUGUGUGGAAGAUUACAAUUUGGAAUGCAGACAGCAGACUUCUGGAUUUAUGUAUUUUUAAAGAGGUAGAAUGAAAAAGGCUAAUGAAAACUGUUUGAAUUGCUCGUCCUGGCGAUAACAAAGGGGCAGAUGAGAGUGGCAGGCGUUGGUGAGAUUGAAUGGAGCUGAGUGAAACAGUGUUGGGUAAGUGAAACUUAGUAGUCUAAACAAGGACCAAAAUCAAUAAUCAGAAUCUCCAGUUGGGCACCAGUUUAGAUGCUGUGAGGCAUCUGGAAUGUCCUGUUUCCGGAAGAUGGAGUCAGUGGCCAGGGAGGAGUUUCUGACAAAGACAAAACCUUUUGAACUUCCCAAUAUUUAGAUGGUAUUCUGAUCACCUAAUACUGGAUAUCUGACAAGUAUUCUGACAACUUAGGCCAUGAAAGCCAACUGUCAUUAACAUUGGUAGAAACGGACAUUGUUAGGAGACUGAGACUGCAUCUAGAUGUGAAGGAGGAGACUGACUUGGAGGCAGCAGAAAGAAAAUGGGCAGCACAGCAAUGUAACUCGUAAUAGUGCCUCACUGCACUGGAGACCUGGGUUCAAUUCCAAUCUUCGGUUCCUCGUCUUACCCUUGUUAGAGCUUUAACUUUUGGUAGUGUGGUCUAGUCUGAGAGUUAUAGACUUCAUAGCUGCCCACCAGAUGCGUGGUUGCCUUGAACAGGACCAGUGCAUUCUAUGCUUGUUGUCACCAUCCAGCAUUGCAAUUCUUUGAAACACUGUCAACUCAAGCUGCUUGAUCCAAUCAAUGACCAACCAAAAGUUGCCAGACACUGACUCCAUAACCAUAACAGGUAACUGGCCAUAUUUGAUGCCACUCACAACACAAUAGUUUAUCUGGAGAUGCCUUAUUUCAUUGGUGCCACACAAUUGUUCAAGGAAGAAGAUAUAUAAACAGUAUUGAAUCGAACACUGUGUAUCCUGUGCCAAUUUCAAUAAAUUAUUUUUGAU